AUGACCUCAAUCGACAAUAUUGCUAAUUUCCCCUGUACAGCUAAGCGUCGACGUUGCGAGAAUAACGGAGACGAAUCGAAUCACCAGGCGAAACGUCCAAGACGCAGACUAGCACAAUACGCCGAGGCAAGAAGCAAACCUCCAGACAAAGAGGAGUCCAUUGAAAAUUGGUUGGAAGGGUCUUCCUGGUCUCGCAGGGCCUCAACAGAGCAUCAAACCCAUCUGCCCGAGACAGUGAUCAAGAUGCACCGCAAAGCCGCCGGCACCGUCCUUCCAUCCCCAGGCAAUAGCUUUGAAAGCACCACAUCGUCGUCGAGAAGGUCAGAGAAAUUUACUGCCAGUGUGCAUGACACCGAAUAUCGACAAUCAUUGCGCUAUCGCAACAUUUACAUCGAACGAGAAAAUCCUCCUCCAGAGUUGAUGAGAAGGGCACAGCGGAUAAUAUCACGCUCCCGAGUCUCACCUGAGAUCGACGAUGCCACCAUUGAAGAGCUGAAAAGGACAUCUCGAAGACUUCAAGAUGAUACCGAGGAUAUGAUCAUUAAGCAGUUGGAAGUGAAUGCCGAUCAACUGUGGUGCAAUGCUGUCCCUGUCUCACUCAACGCUAACGUACUUACCACGCCCCUUCCCUUGCCAAAACCAAAACCUGAUUUAGCUUUCGGAUAUUCCCAAGCUGCCUUUACUGAAAAACAGCUUAUGACCAUUGAUCUUCUCGUUGACGACCAGUUCGGUCGAAGUUACGCUAUCCCGGACCAGAAGGUUCGAUUUCCGUUUCUCGAGAUUGAGUUCACAUCUCAGGCCAAGAACGGAACCCACUAUAUUGCAACAAACCAGGCCGCUGGUGCCGGAGCUAUCGCCUUGAACGGCAAUAUGGAUCUGACACAGCGCAGCUUUGGUAUGGACAAAUUCGAUUAUGAAGAGCCACAAUAUUUCUCUGUCACUAUGGACCACCAACUAGCAUGUAUUAAUGUACAUUGGCUGGGAGCUCCGGCUGAAGGAGGACAGCAUAGCUUCCACGUCGAAGGGUUAUCACAGCAUCUUCUGCGGGAUGAAAACGGCAUACGAGCAGUUUCUCGAGCGAUCAAGAACAUCCUUGACUGGGGUGUAGAUCCAUGGCUACGAGCACUAUGUGCGGCUCUAGAUGCGUACCGGGAGACGGUGGUCCGUAACAGGGAAGCGGCAAAUGCUUAG
Molecule: messenger RNA, 1191 nt
Organism: Fonsecaea pedrosoi CBS 271.37
Lineage: Eukaryota; Fungi; Ascomycota; Eurotiomycetes; Chaetothyriales; Herpotrichiellaceae
Exons: 2
Coding region: 1-1191 (396 amino acids)
Source: RefSeq, a predicted model, not a curated record